Molecule: messenger RNA, 334 nt
Organism: Dentiscutata heterogama
Lineage: Eukaryota; Fungi; Glomeromycota; Glomeromycetes; Diversisporales; Gigasporaceae
Source: the annotation of a GenBank genome assembly
AUGGCUAAUAAAUCUGAAGAAUCUAAUUGGACAAAGCAAAUAUAUCCAUGUAAUACUUUCAUUUAUUCUACAUUUUUAAAAUAUCGAAAUAUUUCUACUGAGUCCAUCAUAAAUAUUACUGGUCAUGAAACUGAAGAAUGUAAAGAUUUUGAUAUACAACUUCCCGUAUUUGAAAUUUUUGAUCGAAUUACUUCUUCUAUCAACAUACCAAUAAUAAUAAAUGUUACAAGCAAUGAAACAGAAGAAUGCAAAAUUUUUACUCUUGAAUUUAAUCUUCCCGUAGAAAUUGAAGAAUUUACUUUUCCUUCAGCUGUUGAAAUUAUUGGUGGAUUCU